Messenger RNA from Anguilla rostrata (American eel), 3878 nucleotides. It is a transcript of the gene lactbl1a, whose product is annotated as lactamase, beta-like 1a. Lineage: Eukaryota; Metazoa; Chordata; Actinopteri; Anguilliformes; Anguillidae. The record is from RefSeq and is a predicted model, not a curated record. The transcript has 7 exons. Bases 420 to 2123 code for a protein of 567 amino acids.
GUCAGGCGAGGGGCAGGCCCGAGCCUUCAGAAAGCGACGCGAUUCGAUUGGCUGAGAUCGAAGAUUAGGACUCCCCCUUCUCUAUGGGGCUUUAGUGGUGUAAAGCUGAGGAUUAUGAUGUGAGGGCAGCCAGUGAAAGAAGAGGAAACUGAGUAGUCAGCUAAGGAGGGAGCAGGGGUCAUAGUUAGGAUUUCACCGCUGGUGAAGGAGGAUGAUUGGGGAUCGUUAGCUAUGCCUGUGCCAUGUUGACCACUGAUGGACGGCCUUCAACCUUCGGACACACUGCAACAGCUUUGGACAUUUGGAUUUUAAUGUGAUUAUGUGGGUUCUGUGAGAACUCCUCUCAUAAAAAGGAAAAAAACUGCAUACUUUCUGUGCCUGUCCCAGCCGUGGUGGCUGGCCUAACCAAGCCGGGGCAGAUGAAGGUGAAGUGGACCCAGCUGGGCUUGGUCUUCUUCCUGCUUCUCUCCCUCGUCAUGACGGGCUGCUUCCUGUGGCAGUACCAGAUACCCAAGCUACAGCCAGAUGAAAAUGUGGAUAAAGAUUCCAACACCGAAAAGAUGUGCCCCCAUUUCCCUGAACCCACACCCCUGGAGCACCCCAUCCAUCACCUGAGAGCAGCAUUAGAGAAGGUGGAUGUCCUCCUGCGAUCCAGUGUGCACGAAACCAGCCUCCCUGCUUUGUCCGCCAUCGUUAUCUACAACGACUCGGUGCUGUGGACCGGAAACUUCGGCAAACGGAACAGGAGUGACCCCCGCUCAGGCCCGCCUAACGAGUACACAAUAUACAGGAUUGCCAGCGUCUCUAAGCUCUUCCCCACGCUGAUGCUGUACAAGCUGUGGGAGGAAGGGAAGGUGGGGUCCCUGGACGACCCGCUGGAGAAGUACGUGGACAACUUCACCAUAAAGAACCCUCUGGGGAGGCUCCGGGACUCGGAGCUCAAGCACGUGACCGACGGCCUGAUCUUCCUGGACAGCGGGGAGGUGCCCAUCCGCUCCUCUUCCGUCACCCUGCGGAGGAUGGCCAGCCAACUGUCCGGUUUACCCAGAAGGCUUAGGGCCACUAACCUACUCUGGAAAGGAAAGACACAGGCAGCUCUCAACCUCCUUCAAGACGACGUCCUGGUGGCCGACCCAGGCACCAAGUGCCACUACAGUAACCUGGCCUUCUCCCUGAUGGCACAUGUGCUGGGAGAGAGGGUGCUAGGACUGGACUACCAGCGCUGGGUCUCCGACAACAUCCUGGAGCGGCUGGGGAUGGAGGACACGGGCUUCGACAUCACGCCCGGGAUCCAGAGCCAGAUGGCGGUGGGCGUGUACACCAGCGGGCAGCCGGCGCCGCUCUACGACCUGGGCUGGUACCGGCCCUCGGGGCAGAUGUACUCCACCACGGCCGACAUGGCCAAGCUGGCCAUGAUGCUGCUGGGGGCCCACAGGCGCAAGCUGCUGGAGCCCGACACCCUCAAGGUGAUGCUGACGCCCCUCUUCCGCUGCGACAAGAGCUACUUCGCCAACCGCACGGGCACCCCCUGGGAGGUCAACGAGCAGCUGGGGUACGAGGUGGUGCGCAAGGACGGCGACCUGGACGGCUACUCGGCCUCCUUCUCCCUGGUGCCCCGCAUGAAGCUGGGCCUGGUGCUGCUGAUGGCGGGCACCAAGCCCCAGGACCAGGACGUGGUGGCCCAAGCCUACGCCCACCUCAUCCCAGCCAUGGAGACCGCCUUCAGGGAGGCCCGUCGCGUCCUGGCGGCCCCGCCCAGCGCCGCGCCCUACGUGGGGUUCUUCACCUACAGCAACAUCACCUUCUACGAGAUCCGGGCGGGGCCGGACGGGGUGCUGACCAUGCAGCAGUUCGGGCCCCACAUCGAGAACCUGAUCCCGGAGCAGUACAGGACCAUAAAGCUCAACUUCCUGGAGGACCGGGUCUUCAGGGUGGUGUUUGAGACGGAGUACCCCUGCGUCUUAACCGUCAACUCCGUCUCCGUUUCCCUGGAGGCCCAGGACAGACAGCUCUUCAAUUUUUACAUCUUCGAUAAGAAGGGCGUGUCCCCUGGCUUCGACGCACCCGGUCUUAACACGUACAAUGUGGUCCGGAUACCCCAGAAGCCCUCCUUCUCCAGCUGAGCUCUUCCAUGAACUGAGUCUAAGGACAAACAGCACAAAAGGGGACAUUCUGACCUUUUGUGCAGAAGCAGCCCAGGAUAUUAUGAAUAUGCUGACUGUUUCUUUGAGCAUCAGUUUUUCCGUUAUAUAUUCCUUCCUGUUCUUGUCCAUCUAUUCAGUAGGGCAUUUUUUUUUUAUAAAUACUGAUUAAGGCAUGGUAGUUGUGCAUAUUAAUCCACAUUUUUCUAUAAACGUGUUGACUAAAGUUAUAACAUGUUGUACAUAGUUUUUUUGUUUCUAUUUUCUGUCUCAUGUUCUGUGUUAUUUGUAUCAUUUUUUGUUAUGUGUCAGAAAAUGCAUUUUACAGGCUGAGGAUGCUCUGUAAAGAUGUAUAUCCUCCUGUGUGAGACAAGUUAUUUGGAAACACGUAUAGCGCUUUUUCACAACAUGGUCAUGUUCAGUUUUGACUGCGCCAUCCUUUCAUAAAGAGGAAAAGUUUCACAGAACGGAUUUACAUUUACAGGUUUUCCUUCCAGUACUCAAGUCUAGAAAUAGGAUUAGCACUAGGAUCAGGAUUAACAGAAAAUUGGACAUGUCUAAUGAUAACUAUAACUGCAAAAAUAUAAAUAUAUUUGUUUUAUAAUACCAGAAACUUUGUGCUAUGAAAUGUCCAUAACACACUAAAAUUCAGUGGCUGGCAGCCCUUUUUAUAAUGUGAAAGUGGACAUCAAAAAGUGAAUGAUUUUUCAAAGACUACUUUGGGGUCAAAUCAAAAUUUAAUUCUAAGUUCAUAUUUUUUUUUAUCAUAGUGCCUUUAUCUGGCCAAUCAACACAAUUUGAAUUAGAUAAUUGCUAAAUUAGCAUAGCAUUAUUUCUACUCACAGUAAAUUAGGCAUACAGUAUGCUGUAUGCUGUUUUAAGGAGAAACUUCAAAUAUUAUGUGAGGACCAUUUAAGUCUGGUUUCCUGUUUUUCUUGUUUAAUUUAUAUUGCAAAGAACUGUGGGCGAUGUGGUGAGAAGCUCAUGUGGGAUGAAGGUCAUGGUCAUUUGUUGCAUUUUGUUCUAUACUGUUAAAAUUCUGCAAGGAAAAAAAACCUGUGUUCACCAUAACAGUUUGGAGUUAAAUACUUAAUACUUAGCAUUGUAAAUGGUAAAUGGACUGCAUUUAUAUAGCGCUUUUAUCCAAAGCGCAUUACAAUUGAUGCCUCUCAUUCGCCAGAGCAGUUGGGGGUUAGGUGUCUUGCUCAAGGACACUUCGAGACGCCCAGGGCAGGGUUUGAACCGGCAACCCUCUGACUGCCAGACAAUCGGUCUUACCUCCUGAGCUAUGUUGCCCCCCCGUUGUCACCAAACAAAACCAUAUAGCUACCCAAAGUAGGGUUGCAAAAACCGAACAACAUCCACAUGCACUCACCUAGAGUAAUCAUUUAGCUAGCCAGCUGUAUUUAGCAACAUGGAUGUAUUAAUGGCUACUUAAUAGAGCAAGCUACCUAUGUAUAUAUAGCCUGUGUCUUGCUAGCUACUGUAGGUACAAUAUUUCUGAGUAUUUAGUCAGAUUUUUAUUUUUUGCUGUAAUAGUUCAUAAAUAUUUUGAAGCAGUGUUCUCAUCCACUUACGUGAAAUCAAAAUCAUCACCAUGCAUGGUUAAAAAACAUCUCUAGGUUGCUAGCUAACUGUAGCUCAUACCACUGUGAGUUAGCGGAUGAGUGCUAAUGGACAUAUGCCUGAGGUCUGGUAUUAAAUCAGGUGGGACUAUGAUUUAGUGGAGAUCAUGUG